Molecule: messenger RNA, 1913 nt
Organism: Halichondria panicea
Lineage: Eukaryota; Metazoa; Porifera; Demospongiae; Suberitida; Halichondriidae
Exons: 2
Coding region: 120-1826 (568 amino acids)
Source: RefSeq, a predicted model, not a curated record
GUAGCUUAUAAUUACGGUGACCCUGAAACCUAUGCUGAAACUACGGUGCAUUUAUCGUGACCUGCAGGACUGAGGAGAGGUACAACAACAGUGACUCUUACACACAGACCAAGAUACUCAUGCACAUGUACAUAGACAUGUCUGGAUCUGUGAAGAAGCUCCUACUGUUCACCUUGUUACUGACCACUGUACAGAGCGCCUACCAUGAGCAAACUUCGUAUGAUGUGAUAGUGUACGCUGCCACUCCAGCUGGGAUUGCCGGAGCCAUUGCUGCUCGUGUUAGUGGUGCUCAGUCUGUUCUACUCAUAGAGCCCACGUCCUAUGUGGGGGGUAUGGCCUCUCCGGGGGGCAUCGGACUCAGAGAUUGUGUUAAAGACGAAAUACGAAUAAACAAUUCGACACAGUAUUUAUGGGCAAUGCGUAACGCAGCUUUUUAUGGAACCACCGAGCCAGUGUGGCAACCUGACAAUUGGUUGGGGGAACUUAACUUCAGGAACAUGUUGAAUGACUAUGAUGUCGAGCUCAGAUUGAAUACUAACUUUGUUGAGGGCCGUGAUGGCGUGAAGACCGCAAUAGAAAAUGGUGAACGACGAAUCACAGAGAUUAUACUAGAGGCUGGAGAAACACUCGCGGCCAAGUAUUUUAUUGAUGCAAGCUACGAAGGUGAACUGAUGAUGGCUACCGGUUAUGUAGAGUACACGUUUGGUCGAGAAGGACGUGACAAAUACAACGAGUGGCGGGGUGGUGUUAGCAAUGGCUCGCUGUCCCAGUUCAAAGUUCCCGUGAAGGCUCGUGUAAAUGACAAAGAUGGCCCAGUACUGCUCAAGUAUGUACAGAACGGUUCUGACCCUCGAACAAUUGUAGGAACGUCUGAUAAGAAUCUCAUGUCAUAUUCAUUCAGGGUUUGUCUAACCAGUGAUCCCAACAACAGUGUGCCUAUCCCAGAGCCCCCUGGCUAUGACCCUAGAGACUUUGAACUAUCAAGAAGACUCAAUUUACAAGAUAUUCGCUUUCAGGAUACCAUUGAAAGGCCGUGGCAAAAUCUCGAGUAUAAAGGAUAUCCGGGCGAGAUAUUAAGAUCAUACAAAUUUGACGCUUGCUGUGGCUCUGCUUCUGUUGGUAUCGAUGCGGUUGGUCUCGCUGUUGGUUAUGCUACAGCCAAUAGAACUCAACGCAAACAGUUUUAUAACGCUCACAAGUAUUAUGUCCAAGGUCUUAUGUGGUUUUGGGUGAGUGAUCCAUCCGUGCCAGAUAUUGAUCGAGUUAUUUAUCGAUCUUAUGGACUCUGCAAAGAUGAGUGGCCAGAAAACAAUCAUUUUCCACCCCAGCUAUAUGUUCGAGAGGCUGUUAGAAUGAUCGGGGAUAAGGUCUAUGUGCAGCAAGACAGAAUACCGGCUCUUCUCAAGUGUAGAGAUGACUCCAUUGCUAUCGCUGAUUGGGCCUUUGAUAUUCACGAUAUGCAAAGAGUGGCUGUAUUAGCUGAUGACAAGGAAACUCUGAUUGUGUUCAACGAAGGACUAACAAGUUACGACACUGGAGGAAUAUUUGUGUUUGAGAUUCCUUAUUACACUCUCCUUCCCAAGAGACAAGAGUUAGUCAACUUGGCCGUCCCCAAUUGUCCUUCUGUGAGUCAUGUUGCCUUCUCUGCUAUAAGAGUGGAGCCAACGCUAUGGCAGAUGGGGCAGGCCGCUGGGACUGCAGCUGGUAUCGGCCUACUGGAGGGAGGGGUUCCACCGUUUCAUGAUGUACCUUUGAACAAGAUUCAAGCGUCUCUUGUUCAACAACAAAAAUCAUUCAUUCAUUGGCCACCCAGACAACACUGCUAAUUUUUUUUAUUUUAUUUUUUUAUAAAGUCAAAAAUAAUUGUUAUUCUCGUAUUUAUUCUGCUAUAAUAAUGAUUGUUUAAAAUGUAG